CAGACAGUUCGAAGUUUUCAUUCUAGAAGCAACGACUUGGCUAGUCAGUGAUAUCCUAGUGCCUGCGUUAGUUUGAAUCUGUAGUGCAUCACAGUCAAGUUUUCCUUUCGUAAAAUGGAAUCUCCACGUGCGGAAUCUUACGCAUCUUCUGACACUGGUAGGACGAGAAUGAUUGAUGCAGAAGCUCGUCACACGGAUCUCGAUGGAAAUCUCAACGAAGUUACUGCAGACUUGACAGGGCUUGUGACGAUUUGUUGCUCGGAUUGUGAUCUUGACAGUGCCAACUACGAAAAAUGCCAGGGCGAGCUAGCUCUGCAAUGUUUAGCGUGCCGAGAGAAGUUUUAUCACCGUUUUUGGGCGAUCCGGCACAUCAAUUCUUGUGCCAGCAUCAUCAAGCAGCCAAAAUACAUCUGUGAGUUGUGCGAAACGACAUUCGAACGGAUCGAUGAACUAAGAAGACACUUUCAAGACUGUGCAAGUGAUUGUUUUACAAGUCUUCAGUUGGAGAACAACAACACGAAUUCGGAGGAAGAAUUAGAUAUGUUCAAGUACUUUGCCAACUCAUCGGAGAUAUUAAGGAAAAGCGUGAGGGAAUACGGACAUGAACGUUUUUAUGCGCACUUCUGCGUGGAGUGCCGCGAACCCAUCAUCGAUGAAACAUCGGUCGACGCAGUAGACUGCGAUGAAUGUAAAGUUAGUUGCCUGCUGCAGUGCAACACGUGCAAAUGUCUACACGAGACUUACGAGUCCAUUAUUGAGCAUUUAAAGGGGAGCUAUUGCGGAUAUAAGAUGCAAUUAGCGGUGGACCCGGAUGCUCAACUUCACGAACAGGCGUGAAAAAUUAUAAGAUGCACAAAGGCUAUUGCAAACAGAAUCGACCGUCUGGAGAUGUUUCAAUGCCCAAGGAAAGUGACGCAGCUUAUCACACAUACAUCGUGCACAAUCAUGGUUUACGUUCGAAUACAUAUGUAGAACCUUAAAACGUUUUUUAAUUGUCGAGAUGAUUUAAUUUUUUACUGUACUUAUUUAUUUAUCGUAAAAUAAAAAAUUUUAACCGCUCAAUCAUUA
Molecule: messenger RNA, 1068 nt
Organism: Nasonia vitripennis (jewel wasp)
Lineage: Eukaryota; Metazoa; Arthropoda; Insecta; Hymenoptera; Pteromalidae
Exons: 5
Coding region: 115-837 (240 amino acids)
Source: RefSeq, a predicted model, not a curated record